AUUCAACUGCAAAAGUGAUGAACUUAAAUGGCCCAAGCCAGAGCAAUCAGCACUAGAUCGAGUCGAGCGGCUCUCAGCCAAUUAAAUUACGCUGUUUGAUCACAUGACACCGUUAGCCAGCAGUGUGUCUCCUGAAAAGAGAGCUGUUUAGAGAGGCAGUUUUGAAUUUAGGAGCGGCAAGAUGGCAGCGGCAAACCCUGGCGGUUCUCCGGAUCUUCUCCUACAUCAUAUUCUUCAGAGACUGCGUUCACGUUUAGAACAUUGUCUUGAACACCUUCCCCUGGAUCUGGACUUUUUAGAUUUCAUUCGCACCCAGGAACUAGUUUUUCUACAAGCUUUGUCCGGUCAAGUUGAGGUUUGCCCUGUCCUCUUAGAUGCAUUAUGUAGUUUACAUACUCUGAUAAACCGAGAAAAGGAUAAAAUGACUCUACAUAGUGCUGUCAUUCAGUUUGAGUGGGGACCUACUGGGCGACUAAGAAUGGCUCUUUCCCCCUAUCAUCUUAACAGCCUUCUGGAACUGAACUUGUCCAUCCCAGCCAUUGCUAAAAUUUUGGGAAUGUCCAGAAGCACAGUAUUCCGACGCAUGAAUGAGUUCAAUCUUUCAGUCAAAGCACUCUAUAGCAGCCUGUCAGAUGAAGAGUUGGACCAAUGCAUUACAGACAUAAAAUCCAGGCAGCCUCACGCUGGAUACCGGAUGGUGAAAGCACUUCUUCAGGCCAGAGGACACAGAAUCCAGUACCAAAGGGUUCGAAGUUCUAUGCACCGUGUUGACACAGCUGGUGUUGUGUCAAGGAUGGUUUCCUUGGGAUGCAUUGCUCGACGUGCUUAUUCCGUCCCAGGACCACAGUCUCUAAUGCAUAUUGACACAAACCAUAAACUGAUACGCUAUAACAUUGUGAUCUUUGGAGGUAUUGAUGGCUUUUCUCGUAAGAUUAUGUAUCUCGGUGCUGCUUCCAACAAUCUGGCAUCAACAACACUGGCAUUCUUCCAAAAAUCAGUCGAGAAGUUUGGUUUUCCUCUCAGUUGUUCCCAGGACAUAUGGACUCAACCUCAACAAUCCCUUACACUGAGCAGCAUGAAGCGACAGUGCAGAGGAAAAGCAGAACCCGGCUCAGUACCAGCAGCCAUCUGGGUUUGGAGGAGAGAGACAGAGACACAGAACUACCAAAAGUAUUUUUUAUGUGAUUGACUGUUGUUGUAAUUCAAGCCCUGAGUGUAGAGCAGGUAAGAUAUAAAGUUGCAUCGUAAAUUUCAU
Molecule: messenger RNA, 1255 nt
Organism: Oreochromis niloticus (Nile tilapia)
Lineage: Eukaryota; Metazoa; Chordata; Actinopteri; Cichliformes; Cichlidae
Exons: 6
Coding region: 182-1189 (335 amino acids)
Source: RefSeq, a predicted model, not a curated record